UGUUUUUUUUUAUUUGUUGGGGGGAGGGGGGGCUAAAAUCCAACCAUUUGAUUUUCAGUGUUCCUGACGUGCUUGCUGAAAAUCUGUAUGCCUGUUUUUCAACUACAUCUGAAGUGCUUGUAAACAAAACCAAAUGUCUUUAGCAAAUGAACUGUAUUUUUACGUAUUUCAUAGCUGAUUUUUCAAAUUAACAAAUACGUUUCCUUAACUUUUAGUGACUGAAUGCCAAUAAUCUGUACGAAACCACGUCGUUUGCACUCUAAACGGCAAAGGGGCAAUUUGUAUACGUAGGCUAGAUGUGCCCUUGUGUACUUGCUACAUGGUACAAAUAAUUUCUUUGAAUGUCCCGCGGCCCGGUACAAAUUUGUAUCUGAUUAAGAUGUGCACGAGGACACAUCUAGCCUACGUACAAAAACUGUCCCUCAUUAGUUAGUGUGUAUGUUGUUUUUCAACGAUAACAUGUACUCGUGUUACUCUUAGACUUGGGUUCCCUGCAGUCUGCGCAUGCUUGUGCGGUAUUUGCAUGACGGCUUGUUUUGCUUCGCUUAUGGGUGGUGGGCUACCCAGUCCUGGCGCAUUCUCAACUCACAAAUUCGUUUUCUUACAGGUGGUGGUGAGCAGAGCCCUGCGCAUCUAAACCUAGUCGUAGAGGAGUGCUACUCUCUGCGUGCAGAUCAGUUCUCCAGCGACGACGACCUAAUAAUAUUCGAGGACUACAAGCCAGUCAGUAAACACACGAGUUCGACAGGCGACUAUGCUACAACUGGAAACGGUCAAGAGGACAGCCAGCGCCUCGUCGAUUUAGAUGAAGUAGAUCUCAAGGUUACCCUUGCUGUAAAACGUGAAGAUGAUCUGAGCAGUGAGCCAAAUGAGCAGGAAAGACACUUUACGUCACAGAGCGCUGAUGAAGAAGGAGAAGAGGGUCAGAAGGCUGACCAGUGUCUCGUUGAGGUCGUGGACGAUGUGCAGGGCGUGCCCAAUCAACCGGAUGUCCAAGUCGAGUCAAAGAUAACCGGUGAGAUACCAAAUCAAAGUGAUGUUUGCAAGAAAGUUGUCAAAGGUCGCCUCUUAAAGUCGAAGCACAUCAGAAAAAUAAACAUGAAUAUGAAUCACACCAAAGUCAUGUCCAGUCGAAAUGAUUUUGCUAAAGGAGCUACUAUGGACCGCCCUAUUAUGUCGAAGGACACUACCGAGAUACCCGAUCGAAUUGAUGUGUCCGAAGAACCUAGUAACGAUCGUCCCAGUAAGUCAAAGCGUAAAAUUAAGGUACCGAUUAAGUCGGAGCAACCCAGUGAGAUACCAAUUCGGAGUGAUGUUGCCAAAGAACCUUUGGAAGGCCGCCCCUUGAAGACAAAGCACACCAGUGAGAUAUCAACUCUAAGUGAUACUUUUAAAGGACCUGCUCAUGACGGCCUCAGUAAGUCAAAGCGCUCCAAUAUGAUACUUAAUCAAAGUGAUGUUCCCGCAGAACCUACUCUCCUUUCUAUCAAGAAGUUGAAGCACAAAAUUAAGACACAUAUAAAGUCGAAACACACGAGUGAGAUACCCAAUCGAAGUGAUGUUGGUGAAGAACCUGCUGAAGGCCUCCAUAUUAAGUCGGAGCAGACCAGUGAGAUACCUAAUAGAAUUGAUUGUUGUGAAGAUUCUACUAAUGACGGCCUCAAGUCUAAGAGCUCCACUAAGGUACCAAAUCGAAGCGAUGUUUCUUCAGACCUCCAUAUCAAGUUCAAAAUUAAGAUACCCACAAAGUCGAAGCACACCAAUAAGAUAGACAAUGAAAGAGACGUUGCCGGGAAAUCUGCUGACCGUCCCAUUAAGUCGGAGUCCACCAGUGAGAUACUUAAUCGCAAUGAUGUUUCCGCAAAAUCUACCGAAAAACAUCCUAUGAAGGUGAAGCAAAAAAUUAAGUUACCCAUCACGUCGAAGCAUACCAGAAUGAUACCCAAUCGAUGUGAUGUUGCUCAAGAAUCAACGAAAGAUCGCUCCAUCAAGUUGAAGAGGAAAAUUGAUUUACCGAAUCAACGUGAUUUUUCCGAGGAACCUACCCAAGACAGCCCCAAGUUGAAGCACAAAAUUAGGAUUCCGAAACGAUGUGAUGAUGCCGACGAUCCUGAUAGAGACCGCCCCAUGAAGCGGGAGCCCACCAGUGAGAUGCCUAAUAGAGGUGAUGUCUCCGCAGAACCUACUAACGACCGUAUCAAAUUAACGCACAACAUUAAGACACCUAUAAAGCACGCGGAAGAUGAUUCAGAUGAACACCGCCCCGUCAAGCCGAAGAACACUAGCGAGAUGCCUACCCAAAAUGAUGUAUUUGAAGAACAUGCACACUACCGUCCUAUCAUUAUAACACGAAUGAAGGUUAGUACGGGCAUGAGACCAUAUGAAUGCGACGUCUGCCCGAAACGUUUUAAAUCUGAUGUUGUCCUGCACUCUCACAUGAAGAGGAGACAUGCUCCGGAAGGACAUACUCAGUGUUACGUUUGUAAAAAGAUACUCUCUUCUAAAUCGUCCCUCAGUCAACAUCUUGUAAGGAUGCACACGCGUGAGAAGUUUGAAUGCCCCGUGUGCAGGGCUACUUUUAAUCAGAAACAUUUCCUUGUCUCACACACUUUGAAGACCCAUUCUGACUGGCUUCGUCGGCGGCGUGAGCGCGCUGCAGUAAGACUGAAGCAUCAAAACCAAUCAUGAUGUAGACUCUACUGACUUUUCGUGUUAAGACUAUUUUCCUUUCUAUUUUUACCUUGACAUUUCCGUUAAUAUGCUUGCUGCAAAUAGUUUAAUUGUUACUUUCAAAAUCAGAUUUAUACUUUACCUUAUUUUAUAAGUGUAUUGUACCUCAAAUGAGUGUAAUCAAAGUAACAGGCUUCUAUCAUGAAACUGUACUAUGUUUAAUUU
Frankliniella occidentalis (western flower thrips) is the source of this 2895-nucleotide messenger RNA. RefSeq names its product zinc finger protein 62 homolog. The transcript has a single exon. The record is from RefSeq and is a predicted model, not a curated record. Gene Ontology annotation, biological process: regulation of transcription by RNA polymerase II. NCBI's taxonomy places the organism in Eukaryota, Metazoa, Arthropoda, Insecta, Thysanoptera, Thripidae. Bases 505 to 2688 code for a protein of 727 amino acids. Gene Ontology annotation, molecular function: RNA polymerase II cis-regulatory region sequence-specific DNA binding; DNA-binding transcription factor activity.